Messenger RNA from Myotis davidii, 470 nucleotides. Its product is annotated as pulmonary surfactant-associated protein D. NCBI's taxonomy places the organism in Eukaryota, Metazoa, Chordata, Mammalia, Chiroptera, Vespertilionidae. Bases 45 to 470 code for a protein of 141 amino acids. The transcript has 3 exons. The record is from RefSeq and is a predicted model, not a curated record.
CCAUUUCUUCUGUUGCUGCAGGUUCACCAGGAGCUAGAGGGCCCAUGGGGAUGCCUGGACCUGCUGGCCCAGUUGGGCCCAAAGGGGACAACGGUCCUGCUGGAGAACCUGGACCAAAGGGAGACUCGGGGCCACCUGGACCUCCGGGACCUCCAGGUGUGCCUGGGCCGGCUGGACCAGAGGGUCCCUCAGGAACGCAGGGGAAUGUGGGACCACAAGGUGAACCAGGCCCAAAGGAGCGCCUGGGCCCCAAAGCCUCCCAGUUCUCCUCCACGUACAGCCGAGGAAAUGAUCCAACCUGCACACACUCUCAGCAGCCUUUGUCCCAAUCUGUUCCUUCCUCAGGAGAAGUGGGUGCCCCAGGCGUGCAGGGCUCCACAGGGACAAGAGGCCCCCCAGGUCCCAAAGGAGAGAAAGGUGCCCCUGGUGAGCGUGGAGCCCCUGGGCAUGCAGGGCCAGCAGGUGAGUGA